Molecule: messenger RNA, 1972 nt
Organism: Cornus florida
Lineage: Eukaryota; Viridiplantae; Streptophyta; Magnoliopsida; Cornales; Cornaceae
Product: receptor-like cytosolic serine/threonine-protein kinase RBK1
Exons: 8
Coding region: 127-1587 (486 amino acids)
Biological process (GO): protein phosphorylation
Molecular function (GO): protein kinase activity; ATP binding
Source: RefSeq, a predicted model, not a curated record
UCGUCUCCUCUGCUCUCUCAAACCAUCACCCAUUUGACCUAAAAUAUACCAUUCUUAAACUCUUUCUCUCUCUAAAUGUAAUCUUCAAAAAAAUAAGAGAAACCCAAGAUACCCAUAACAGUUUUCAUGGAAGAAACCAAACAAAACCCAGAAACAGAAUUGCUAGAUUCUAUGAAAAACAAGGAAGACAACAACAGUACCGAUGACCAGUUAUCGCCGAGGAGUGUUUUGGAGAUUUCUCUUUCGGGUUCGGACUCCGAACGGAGCAAUACCAGCACAAUCAGCAGCUGUCGGUCAGUGGUGUCGUCGGAGAAAUCGGUAUGUGAUGGAGGCGAUGGGGAUGUUUCCGGCGAAAGUAGUAGUAGUAGUGGGUCAGCAGCGUCGUCGGAGAAACUGGCCGGAGGAGUUUCCGGUGGGUUGCAUUGGAGGAGGUUGAUUGAUCAUAUAAAGAGGAAGUCUGUGAGGCGAUUGAAGACUGGUUCCAGGUACGAGCUUUCGAGCAAGAGUUUGAGGAAUAAGUUCGGGAGCAAUCGGAGUGCUGAUGAUGAGAUUGAUUGCGGCGGAGAGAUGAUGGAGAUGAUGCCGAAGCCGACUUGGAGGAACUUCAGCUACGAUGAGCUCCUGGCUGCUACUGAUUAUUUCAACUCUGAGAAGUUGAUUGGGAAAGGAGGGCAUGCUGAGGUCUACAGAGGGUGCUUACCAGAUGGUCGAGUCGUCGCGGUGAAGAAGAUAACGAAGAAAGGCAAGAACGACGAGGACAGAGUUGGCGAUUUCUUGUCCGAGCUAGGGAUUAUCGCGCACAUAAACCACCCGAAUGCUGCUAAGUUGAUCGGAUUCAGCGUCGACGGUGGCUUGCACCUUGUCCUCCAGUUCUUGCCCCACGGCAGCCUUGCUUCUGUGCUACAUGGUUCAACGGAGAGUCUCGAAUGGAACGUAAGAUUUAAGGUGGCUCUUGGGGUAGCUGAAGGAUUGCAGUAUCUGCAUUGUGGCUGCCAGAGGCGCAUAAUCCACAGAGACAUCACAGCCUCAAACAUAUUAUUAACUCAAGAUUAUGAACCUCAGAUAUCUGAUUUCGGACUAGCAAAGUGGCUUCCAGACAAAUGGAUUAACCAUGUUGUCUCCCCUAUUGAGGGCACUUUCGGAUAUAUGGCGCCAGAAUAUUUCAUGCAUGGAGUUGUGGAUGAGAAGACUGAUGUGUUUGCGUUUGGAGUUCUAUUACUGGAGCUUAUAACAGGGCGUCACGCGGUUGAUUCAUGCAGACAAAGUCUUGUGAUGUGGGCAAAACCACUUCUGGAGAAGAAUGGUGUGAAAGAAAUAGCAGAUCCUCGUCUAGGAGAUGCUUAUGAAAUUGGGGAAAUGAAGCGCGCCAUUUUGACAGCUUCGUCGUGCCUUCAUCACUUACCUAGCUCACGUCCGGACAUGAACCGGGUUGUGCAUCUAUUGAAAGGAGAAGAUGGAGUAGUGGAAGUGAAGCAAAAGUCCAUGGGAGGGAGACCAAUCCUUUUGGAUGUUUGUGACUUGGAAGAAUAUACUUGUACAACCUAUCUCAAUGACCUCAAUCGCCAUAUGCAACUUGUUAUGGAGUGAUAGGUUAAUUUCAUGCCUAAUAAGGUCCCUUCUAUUGCUUAUAUAAAGAAUUCUGGUAUUCCCGAACGGUUGGGAGACAUCGGGGGUACGGUAUUCUCGAAGUAUUGUAGAACUUCUGCUAGCUCUGAUACUCGUGGAAGUUCAGAACCAUAUUGUCUUGUGGUGGUGUCCGCUUUGAAGAUUGCAUUCACCAGAUGCUGUUUUAUUUUUAGAAGUCAAGUAUCAAUCAAUACUCGGGUUUCUACAUGUUUUAAUUAGUUCCUCUUUGAAUGUCACUUCUAUUAUGCAUAGAAAAUGUCAGAGAAGGAACACAGAAUGCCCAAUUUAAUGACAAGUGAAUAUAGUUGUAUCAUUUUGCAAUAGCUAUAAAAGUCCAUUUUAAUCU